AUGAAGGUGCAGAAGAGUGCUCCACAUUACACAGAAGCCGCGUAUGAUGAGAUUGAGCUGCUCGCCGAGGCGGCGAAGCGAAGCAAAGACGUUAACUGGGAGGAGACCCAGAAGGGACCUCUCAAGGAGCUGUUUCCCGAGAAGAACAAUGAGGGCUUCACCGGUGUCGUGCAGCUCAUUGACUACUUUGAGCAUUUUGGCAUUAAUGGCAAGCACGUUUGCAUGGUCUUCGAGACGAUGGGCCCUAACGUGCUGGCCCUGAUCAAGAGGUACAAUUUCAAAGGCAUUCCGCUGGACAUUGUGAGGAAGGUGACCACACACACCUUGAUUGGCUUGGAUUAUUUGCAUCGCAUUUGCGGGAUCAUCCACACGGAUCUGAAGCCCGAGAACGUCUUGGUGGGCUGCCCGCGUGGGGUCCCCGUGAACAAGACGGGCAUCCCGCUGGUGGGUAACAUUGACCCCAGCAUGUUCGCCAAGAAAGAGCAAGCCGCAGGCACACAAGAGGAUUACAUGAAGAAGGGUGGCAAGAAAAAAGACAAGGACAAGAAGUUUCAUGAUGAAGGCACCGAUGAGGUGGGUGAGGAGGAGGCGAUGCCAAGACCUCCACCGAUCCUUGUGCCCGACCCCACGCAGACCGCUCCGCCCAACGACGAGUCCCUGUCGCCUCCUUAUAUGAAGCCCUUCCUGAAGCCCAGCCGUUCCGAUCCUACGCUUUUGUCUUCCUAUGGCGAUGAUAGCAUUGCUAUGAAUCGACCCUUGUACAACCACGCCAGCAGUUUGAUGAAGGCUGUGCCCCCGGGCGUUCCAGUCCCUGCGCCGAUGCCGCCGAGCUCGUCGCCCGAUGGGGCCAAGCCCGAUUGCAUUGAUGAGAAGCUGCUGGAAGAAGUCUUGAACUUGGACUUGUUCGACCAUGAUGGCGUCACUUACAAGGUGGCUGAUUUGGGCAACGCCUGUUGGGUCGAAAGGCAUUUCUCAGACGACAUCCAGACGCGACAAUACCGCUCUCCGGAGACCAUUAUCAAUGCAGGAUAUGACACUUCAGCUGAUAUUUGGUCACUGGCGUGCAUGGUCUUCGAGCUGGCCACGGGCGAUUAUUUGUUCGACCCGAAGGCCUCGGAUGAAUACCCCCGCGACGAGGACCAUUUGGCCCUCUUUAUUGAGCUCCUCGGGCCAAUGCCUAAGGACCUGAUCAGUCGUGGCAGGCGUUCCACCACGUAUUUCAACCGACGGGGAGAGCUGCGACACAUUAAGUCGCUGCGCUAUUGGCCACUGGCCGAGGUCCUGUUGCAGAAGUACCACAUGCACGCGAUAGAAGCAAGGAGCUUGGCAUCCUUCCUGCUCCCCAUGCUGCUCGGAUGCGAAGGGUUGGGUUUGAAUAUGGUGGUCUCGUUGAAAACCGGGGCCGGGAAGACCUUGGUCGCCGUCAAGGUCAUUGACCACUUCCUGGAGAAAGAGGAGCGGCAUGUGCUCUUUGUGGUGCCCACCAAAGCCUUGGUGAGCCAGCAAGCGAAGUACUGUCAAACGCACUGCCAAGCCUCACCUCCAGCGGCCGAGCUUUGUGGCAUGGAGAUGGAACGCUGGGACAAAGGCUGUUGGGACGAAUGUCUUCGAAAGAACCGCUUAUUGGUGGGAACUCCUGAAGUGUUCCGGCGAGCGUUGGAUCAGGGCUAUUUGAGGGCCGAGCAGCUCUCGUUGAUCGUUCUGGAUGAAUGUCAUCAAGCCCGGGGGGAAAGCCCCAUGGCCAAUCUCAUGCGCCUCGUUUCGAAUGCCAAAGAGAAGCCUCAGCCUCGAGUGCUGGGUUUAACUGCAAGCUUCUUCUGGGGAAACCUGAAACGGAAAAGAGAUGCCGAGAAGGCCAAGAUGGAGAUGGAGCUGCUGUUGGGGGCCGGUUUCCUCGCGCCUGAAGUGUCAGAGGAUGCACAUCAUCAGUCGACAGACUAUGAGGAAGUCCACUGGCGAGCGAGCAGCUAUGGCGCAAACUUUGAGAGCGAGAUUCAGCCAGGUUUGUCCCGCAUGGCUGAGACGCUGGGAGAUGGAGCCGACGUCAAGGACUUUCAAAGGCUGGGAUUGAGGAUGAAUCACGUCUUCAAACAGCUCGGCCGCAAUGCGUUGAGCAGCUACACCCAGCACUGCAUCGUCCCACAGUUCAGGGAAAAGGCCAACACCGUGAUGAUGGCGGAAACGGUGUCUGAGGAGGAGCGGAGGUAUCACAAGUCCGUGCUUGAGCGUCUACCAGACCUGAAGAAUUGGGCGCGGACCUUUCACCCAGAAUUGCUGAAGCUUGAGUCGGUGCGAUCUGCGCCGGAGAUUUCACCCAAAGUGGACCGGUUGCUGCAGCUUCUCGAGCAGGAGCCAUUGAAGGGACAGAAAGGCAUUGUUUUCGUGGAGCAAGUGUCUUGCACUGUGCCCCUGGCGCUGACGAUCAGCCAGCGCUUGGGCAUCCACGCGGAGGCUGCUUAUGGACAGAUGUCCAGGCAAGACCUGAACAAGAUCUUGGAUCGUUUCAAGGAGAAUGAGACCAAAGUCGUGGUCUCCACCAACGCCCUGGAAGAGGGCAUUGAUGUGGAUUCCUGCAGUUGGGUCGUCCGCUUCGAUCGCUUCAACACCACCAAGGACCACAUUCAAGGGAGUGGACGUGCAAGAGCCUCCAAGGCGAAGAUCUUCUACUUCGACAACGACCCACAGGAGGAGGUCAGCAAAGAGCGGGCAAUGGAAGAGGUGGCAAAGGAUUCUCGCAAAGGCCUGACUGACGAAGAACGGAGGAAGCUCACUGAGCAGAGGAUGCCGCGGCAGCCGACGGUCCCUGGCAUUUAUCCCUAUACAGAGGAAGGAGGACACCAGAUCCACCUGUUCAAUGGGAAGGAGAUUGUGAUGAGAUGGUGCCAACAAGUUUUAGGAAUUGGUUUCAGUGCCGAACCCUUCCAGACGGAGCCAGAGAUUCGCUUUGAGAUUCCAACGCCUGAGGGCUUUCGAACCUUUGGACUAGCAGAAGUGGAGCAGCAUUGGCAGAAGGUGCAACUACAAGAAAUUGUUCCCACGGAACGCCUCAAAGAGUUCAGCCCUCGUCAACGGACAGAGCUGCGGAGCUUCUAUGCCGUGGCCGUGUGGUUGAGAAAGCAAGGCUUUCUGGAUCAACAUCAUGAGCCGGUGGUGAAACACUUGGAGUUGGCCAAGGCAUCAUGUCCGCCCAAAAAGCCAGAGCUGCUUUUGAAGCUGGAUGGCCGAAAGUUUGAGCGGCCCGCACAGGCAUUGGACAACCAGAGAGUUGUCAAUUACAAGGCUGCUCUCCAGGAGCUCUUGCAGCAAAAGUACCAGACGCCACUCAAUGAGCUGCUGAGGUACAGCGCCAGCAUGGAAGAUGGGGGUUGGAUUGCCCAGGUCACCGUCUCAGCUGAGAAGGAGUUCUCUCAAACGAGCCACGUGUGUCGGACAAAGAAGGAGGCCGAACAAGAGGCGGCAAAGUUGGCCUAUGCGGCCUACACGCCUUCAACGACUUGA
This is a messenger RNA of Durusdinium trenchii, 3498 nucleotides long. The record is from the annotation of a GenBank genome assembly. NCBI's taxonomy places the organism in Eukaryota, Dinophyceae, Suessiales, Symbiodiniaceae.